CAGUCUUAAAAAUUCCUUCGAAUAAUAUUAACUGCAAAAAUGAAAACUCUUAUUGUAGUAGUGGCAAUUUGCCUUUCAGCAAUGGUUAAUGCCAGCCCGGUGAACUAUGAAGGAAUCGUAGAUGAUAUAAUUAAAGAAGCUCAGGAAAUAACCGUAAAUACGGCUAACGCAUUGCAAACUCAGUACAAGGUAAUAGUUGUAGAACCGCUCCAUCAAGUUGAUACCGCUGCACAGAACAUUGAGAAUCGUCGGGAAGAGGACGUUAGCUGUGUAGAAGCUAAGGAUCCAGAAGUUGAAGAGAUUGUGAAUACUUUGCAUGAUGAAAUGAUUGUAUGCGGCUCUAUUGCCGCGCAGACAUCAGUAGAAAUUAUGAACGAUGUUAAUUCAGCAACUCAGCAGUUGGUGUUUGAUGGUUAUGAUGUCUUGAAACUCUAUAAAAAAUGCAAAAAUUAUAAAAACAGUGUUUUAAGGAGCUCCUGCUACGCCAAAUUGUCAAUAAAAGCCACUUUAUACAUCAGAAAUUCUAGACGAUCUAUUAAGACUAUCAAAGAAGCUAACAAACGAGUCCCGGACGUAUUUGUCGACGCGGAUGCUUGCACCCAUAAAUCAGCUGAUAAAGCAAUCGUUGAGCUCAACGUCGUGCAAAGUGAAGUGGACGCCUGUAUAAAAGCGAAUAUUUAAAUACAAAUGUACAUAUGUAUGACACUUAAGCAUAACAUUAAAUAUUUGAAGACA
This is a messenger RNA of Ceratitis capitata (Mediterranean fruit fly), 735 nucleotides long. RefSeq lists its product as uncharacterized. The transcript is spliced from 2 exons. The coding region runs from base 40 to 681 and encodes 213 amino acids. The record is from RefSeq and is a predicted model, not a curated record. Lineage: Eukaryota; Metazoa; Arthropoda; Insecta; Diptera; Tephritidae.